AUGAAAGCUAAUGUGCGUGCAUGGAUGCCCUCGCCUGGAGCAAGCAUCAUCAGCGCUGACUUUGUGCUGUCCACCAUAUCUGUAUGUGGUGGGUUCGUCCCCAAGGAUGCCUUGAAUGCAGGAAUCACUGGCCAGUUGACUUGCGGGGUUGCGUAUCAUGCCGCCAAAUUGUUUAAGGCAAGUCCGAUUGCAUCUGAAAAAGUUGACGAAGCGGGUACGGAGCUCCACAUCUACAGUUAG
Molecule: messenger RNA, 240 nt
Organism: Plenodomus lingam JN3
Lineage: Eukaryota; Fungi; Ascomycota; Dothideomycetes; Pleosporales; Leptosphaeriaceae
Source: RefSeq, a predicted model, not a curated record